GUGUAUUUCAACAAUUGAUGGGGCGCGGGAUCCACGAGCACCUGCCAGUGCGUUCAAAGCUUCAUGCUACUGUACACCGCAUACCACACUGAUCAAAACUCAGCUCCUCCCUCUAGCACUGAGGCAACCUAUAAGUCAACUAGACCCAUCGAUUCAGAUACUCAGGCCUCAUCCCUCAGGCCCUACGAAACGCGUGGGUGUUUCGAGGGCCGACUGAGGUGCCUUUCCGCAGACAAUGAUGCCCAGCCAAUAGCUGAGUUAUCGGAGUCAGUUGACUACAUUCAAGCUGUAAGGGGUAAAUGUAAUGAGUAUCGAGGGUCGCGUUGCGCGUCCUUACACGAGAAGAGGCGGAAGGAGCACCGACGAACAGGAAGGAUUCGUCGUGACGAAGCGCGUCGGUGUCUAAAGAUACGUUCAGAGUCAACCGGCGUGGCGCGUUAGGUGGCCCACGACACAUAACUUAUCUGUAACAUAAACCGAGAACAAGACAUCGACAUCGACG
Molecule: messenger RNA, 502 nt
Organism: Stereum hirsutum FP-91666 SS1
Lineage: Eukaryota; Fungi; Basidiomycota; Agaricomycetes; Russulales; Stereaceae
Exons: 6
Coding region: 64-441 (125 amino acids)
Source: RefSeq, a predicted model, not a curated record